AUGACUGAUCAUACGUGGGUAUGCAAAUGCAUAUGUAGCAGAGGUGUCUCGCAGCUAAAAGUCCAGCAUCUUGCCCCCUCUACAAGGGUGCAAGGAUGAAGCCACCAUUCGAUCGAUUUGAGACGGCCUUCAAGAAGGGUCAAUCAAGCUUCGUCCAAGACUUCCUGGCAAUGCUCCAUGUGGCACGUUCCCAUAAUGCCUAG
Hymenoscyphus albidus is the source of this 203-nucleotide messenger RNA. The record is from the annotation of a GenBank genome assembly. Lineage: Eukaryota; Fungi; Ascomycota; Leotiomycetes; Helotiales; Helotiaceae.